AUGCUGCGUCAGUGCAUGUUCAGUCAGCUGCAUACAGUCGGAUGCUCAGGGAGAAUAAUGAGCAUGCAGACAGGUUCAAGCCGAGGUCACCAUCUGGCCAAUUACCUCUGCUGCCACAUUAGUACCGACCUGGGCUGUCAACGCAGACACAUCACUCCAUGUCCAAACUGCCCGCCAAUAUGUCAGAGUGGCACGGGACGGGACGCUGUGUGGAAGGGGUAUAGAGGACAGAGAGGGGGGGACAGGCGGGUGACACUGCACCAGCUGGUCAGUGCUGCCUGGACACCUGCCCGAACACACAGCAGAGAGGACACGCCGCGGUCCCUCAAUGUCACCGGGCUUCUUCAGUGUCCGUGUGAGUGA
Knipowitschia caucasica is the source of this 363-nucleotide messenger RNA. NCBI's taxonomy places the organism in Eukaryota, Metazoa, Chordata, Actinopteri, Gobiiformes, Gobiidae. The record is from the annotation of a GenBank genome assembly.